Molecule: messenger RNA, 1182 nt
Organism: Yarrowia lipolytica CLIB122
Lineage: Eukaryota; Fungi; Ascomycota; Dipodascomycetes; Dipodascales
Source: RefSeq, a predicted model, not a curated record
AUGACGGAUGACAAAAUGGAAGACAUUCAUCUUGGAGAUGACAGUGACGAUGAGAACACGGAGGCUGUGACUUCGGCCGAUACGGGGGAAACGAAGAAGGUGGAUGCUGACGCCUCAAAGACAGUUGGUACUGAAGAAACUACUGAGGAAACACACGAACCCGAGACUGCGAAGAACCCAGAGCCCAAAGACGAAUGUGCCAGUGGCAAAGACUCUGACGACAAGGCCGCCAAAGACAAAAAACCGGAGACUCCAGACUCUUCCUCUGAGGCUCCCCAACUACACAAGACUUCUACGUCUAUCCCCCCAAAAGGUGCCACUUCCACGGUUAACGAUAUCACAUUCUACACCGUUGGAGAGGCAAAAAACUGUGACACGCUCAUUGUCGUGCUCACAAACUACCUGGGUUUCCAGUCCAACAACAACCUGUUGUGUGCCGACUCCAUUCAUGAAACCACCGGCCUGCCUGUCGUACUGAUUGACUCCACCGGCAACAACCCGGCCAUGCAUGUCAUGAGACUCAAGGGCGACGAGGAAUUGCCCCACCUGCCUCCUCCUCAGACCAAGCCCAAGUCACAGUCGGGGCCGUCGUUCUUGGGCAAGUUCAAGAGUUGGUUUGCCGGAUCAGUCUCGGGAUUUUUUGACGACAUGUGGCUGGCCGCACACUCGUACGAAAAGACAAUUGGCAUUGUGCAAUCUUCCAUCGAACAAGUGUACCAGGUAUACACCCCUGGACAAAUCAUUGUGGUUGGCUAUGGCUUUGGAGCCCGGUACGUGCUUCCGCUGUUGAAGAGAAGUUCACUUUUCAACCCUCAUGAAGAGGACGACGAAGACUCCAGCCCCUGGGAAGUCAGAGAUAAGGCCAACGCGGAAGACCACAUUUUGUCCGGAGUGGCCGUCAACCCAUCAUUGACCACCCUGGACGAUUUCAAGCACGUCCAUAAGCCUCUCCUGUUCAUCUAUAGUGACGACAACGAGAUGCUUCCUCGAACGACCGUUGAGCAAGGUUUCCGACUCAUCCCCGGAAAAGAUGCCGAGCGGAAGGCCAUUUCUCAGAAUCCUCCUUUGCCCCAUGGGUUUGCCAUUCCUGGCGAUUACUCUGAGGACGUGGUUGGAAACAACCCCCAGGAGGUGUUUGAGAUGAUUGACAAGUGGGUCAAGGCGCAGCUCACUAAGGAGUAA